This is a messenger RNA of Oncorhynchus kisutch (coho salmon), 4716 nucleotides long. RefSeq names its product matrix metalloproteinase-16-like. The record is from RefSeq and is a predicted model, not a curated record. The transcript is spliced from 12 exons. Gene Ontology annotation, biological process: collagen catabolic process; proteolysis; skeletal system development. Bases 326 to 2212 code for a protein of 628 amino acids. NCBI's taxonomy places the organism in Eukaryota, Metazoa, Chordata, Actinopteri, Salmoniformes, Salmonidae. Gene Ontology annotation, molecular function: metalloendopeptidase activity; zinc ion binding. Gene Ontology annotation, cellular component: extracellular matrix; plasma membrane.
AUAGCGCAGGCGUAGACUCGGGGGGUAUGCUUACUGUACAUGGCCAUUGAUGCCGCUGGAUAAACUAAAUCAGCUAUGUAAAUAAUAGUGACUGGGGCGGUGGAGCUAACAUGCCGAAUUCUAUCACAGCCUAACAUGAGAAAAUAAUACAUGUCAUCUGGGUUUACUUUAUCCGGUUGACAAAACCACCGCGGCCGUCCUUUUAUGCACGUCUCGGAAUUUGGCUUUGACAGCUCGCCCGAUGGUUUUCUUCAUUUGACGCACGAAUAAAAAUCAGACGACGGGCGGUUUUUCCUAAUAACCCAUUUGGGAAAAACGGGUCAUUAUGACCUUAGUAUCCCCCUCUAAAAGAAAACCAUUGGAUUGCCUUUACGCAACAGCGUUCUGCUUGCAUUUAUUGCUGUGGAUUUUAUGCGCCGCGUCCGGAGAAGAGAUUCGUCAAUUCAGCGUUGAGGGAUGGCUACAGAAGUAUGGCUACCUUCCCCACACAGACCCCAGAAUGGCUAUCCUGCGUUCAGCCCAGACCAUGCAACAAGCCAUUGCAGCCAUGCAGCGCAUCUACGGCCUCAAUGUUACAGGGACACUGGAUGAGAGGACCACAGAUGAUAUCACACUAAGUUGGAUGAAAAGGCCGAGGUGUGGGAAUCCAGACAAACUAAAAGGCAACUCGAGGUCGCGGAAGCGGAGGUAUGCACUGACGGGGCAGAAGUGGCAACGAACACAUAUCACUUACAGCAUAAAGAACGUCACUCCCAAAGUGGGCGCCAGAGAGACCCACGAUGCCAUCCGGCGUGCGUUUGAUGUGUGGCAAGGGGUGACGCCGCUCCGCUUCGAGGCUGUCCCUUACAGUGCCCUGGAGAGCGGCCGGCGGGACGUGGACAUCACCAUCAUCUUCGCCUCAGGUUUCCACGGUGACAGCUCACCCUUCGACGGCGAGGGGGGGUUCCUAGCCCACGCCUACUUCCCGGGCCCUGGGAUUGGAGGGGACACUCACUUCGACUCAGACGAACCCUGGACCUUAGGGAACCCCAACCAUGACGGUAAUGACCUGUUCCUGGUGGCAGUCCAUGAGCUGGGUCAUGCCCUUGGCCUAGAGCACUCCAACGACCCCACAGCCAUCAUGGCUCCCUUCUAUCAGUACAUGGACACAGAGAACUUUAAACUACCUCACGAUGACCUUCAGGGCAUCCAGAAAAUCUAUGGUACUGUGUCUAUCUAUGGUCCGCCAGACAGGUCCUCCCAGCCCACCAGAGUGCCACCCACGGCCCCUCCCCCACGCUUCCACCCCCCCUCGGAACCCCGUAAGCACGACCGCCAGGUCCGGCCCCACCGCCCUCCUCAGGGCGCAAAACCCUCCAACCCCAACGCCAAUCCCAACAUCUGUGACGGAGGCUUCAACACCCUGGCCAUCCUCAGACAGGAGCUGUUCGUAUUCAAGGACCAGUGGUUCUGGAGAGUGAGGGACAACUCGGUGGUCCCUGGCUACCCUAUGGAGAUCAACUUCUUCUGGAGAGGCCUGCCCGCCAAGAUCGACGCCGUCUACGAAAACAGCGAGGGGAAGUUUGUCUUCUUCAAAGGAAACCGGUUCUGGGUGUUCAAGGACACUACUUUGCAGCCCACCUACCCUCAGGACAUCUCUCUGUUUGGGAGUGGGAUGCCCACCCAGAGUAUAGAGACUGCUGUAUGGUGGGAGGACGUAGCCAAGACAUAUUUCUUCAAGGGAGACAGAUAUUGGAGGUAUAAUGAAGACAUGAGAAACAUGGACCCUGGUUACCCCAAACCCAUCACAGUGUGGAAGGGCAUCCCUGACUCUCCUCAGGGAGCGUUUGUGGACAAGGCCAACGGAUUCACCUACUUCUACAAGGGGAAGGAGUAUUGGAAGUUCAACAACCAGCGGUUGCGUGUGGAGCCGGGCUACCCCCGCUCCAUCCUGAGGGACUUCAUGGGCUGUGACGGCCUACCAGCUGACCCCGACUGGGACUGGAGCCCUCCGGAGGUGGAGGAGCGCCACUACGACAGCAGCAGUGGUGACGUGGACAUCAUCAUCAAGCUGGACAGCACGGGGGGCACUGAGAAGGCCGUGGCUAUCGCCAUCCCCUGUAUCCUGGCGCUGUGCAUGAUGGUCCUGCUCUACACCGUGUUCCAGUUCAGGAGGAAGAGCACGCAGAGACACAUACUGUACUGCAAGCGCUCCAUGCAGGAGUGGGUCUGAUCUAAACCAGAGAGGGGACUGGAACUGUAGAAGUGUAUGGAACUCCCACUAGGCACUGUAGGGAAGAGUUAUCAAACUCCUAUUGUUCUGUAGUUGUUGAACUAAGCCCUUCUGUGGAUGGACAGUAUAUACAGUACAGUAGAGGAGUCCUCCUAACAUGGUCAAAACAGUGCUUUGCCCUCUUUGUGACAUGCAAGGUGGAGUGAAGCUAGCCCUCUCAUUCAACACUAUGAGGGACUGUGGCUGCCAAUUCCAACUGAGAGGCAUUUGCUCUAGACUAUCUUUGUGUACACUAGUUAUUGGAGAAAGAGGAAAGUUGUGUGGGACCUAUGUCUAUCUCUGUCUCUGCACGCCCCUAACAAGCCCUUACUAACUACAGUACAGUGGACCAUUUAGUAAUAGGCUACUACUUUUGAUUUUCAUGUCCUAGUAAAGUUCAAGUUGCCCAGACUCUGUGCUUUUUGAUUGAAUUAUCUUUAAAAGAUUAGUACUUGUGAGGUGGACUGUCUGAUACCCAAACCAAAUAUGACCUUUGACCUAUCUUCCUUUCCCAGAAAGGAUUAUGACUCUGGAUUCUUUGUUGGGAUGUUUAAUUCUAAUCCAUGGAUCUAACAUCAUUGUGACAUUCCAUCACACUCACGUUUUCUUUGACUAUGUCUUUUCCAUAUAUGCCUGUGACCAUCUGUCUGGUCUGGUCUGGUGUGCUCUGGUCUGGUCUAGUGUGCUCUGCUCUGGUGUGCUCUGCUCUGGUCUGGUGUGCUCUGGUCUGGUCUGGUGUGCUCUGCUCUGCUCUGGUCUGGUGUGCUCUGCUCUGGUGUGCUCUGGUCUGGUGUGCUCUGCUCUGGUCUGGUGUGCUCUGCUCUGGUGUGCUCUGGUCUGGUAUGCUCUGCUCUCUGUCAAGUUUCACGUUUUAUUUGUCACAUGCACAAGUACAGUGAAAUGCAUAAAUUGCAAGCCCUACCCAACAGUGCAGUAUUUAAUAUCAAAAUACUAUAACUAAUAAAAAAUACAAUAAAUAAAAAAAAUUGAGAAAUAAGAGAGGAAGCUAUAUACAGGGUAAGUGCCAGUACCAAAUUGACAAUGUCUGUGGUCUAAGGGAGGCAGCAGCAGUUAAACAAUUUAGGGGCGCACAAAUACAUUUAAGAGCACACAAAGACAUUUAGGAGCACACAAAGACAUUUAGGAGCACACAAAGACAUUUAGGAGCACACAAAGACAUUUAGGAGCACACAAAAAUAUUUAGGAGCACACAAAGACAUUUAGGAGCACACAAAGACAUUUAGGAGCACACAAAGACAUUUAGGAGCACACAAAGACAUUUAGGAGCACACAAAAAUAUUUGCGGUAACACGCCGUUUUCUUUUUAGUAAUGGUGCAAGCAUGAUGGUCAUGAAUCUGGUCUCAGUGUGUUCUCCAUGGCACUCAGGGCCUGUGGUACAGUGAAGUAAUCAUUGCAACAAUCAUCAUCUGGGUGAUUUGUUUCUAAGUGCACUGGUGCUCCUCAAUUAAAAUUCCAGGUCGCACAGCCAAAUAUUUAGGCGUAUAUGCGAGUAAAAUGGUCGCACUGUAGAGCUCUGUUAUAUCACGUUCCUCUCGACGUGUGUGAAAUGACUCAGUAUGUGAGAUUCCCGGUGAAUGUGAAAACAUGUAUUAGCAUUUUUAGAGAUUGAGUUUGCCACAUUUGUGGUAAAACUUUUUUUUUUUUACUUAAAAAGGAUAUGGUCACUUAUGAAAUCAGGAUGUUGAACUCUAUAUCAACAGCUAUAUCAAUAAUAUAUCUUAACCCUUCAAAAUCAUUAUCAAACCAUAAGACUAAUGUGUAAUAACAUGUUAUAACUAUCUUAUAACAACCUCAGUUAAUUUCUCAUUGUUGUUCUCCAUGGAUUGUUUAAAAGGGUCAUAACGAAUUGCUAUUCAUGAACUAAAGUACUGAUGGUAAUUGUAGUUUUGUUUUUGAUUUACAUGGCAGAGACAUAAUUUUUUUCUAAACCAUGUUAAAUGUUCUGCUCCCCAGUCCUCUCAUCAUUUGCAGGACAUUAAAUAUUAUGUUCACAUUGGCAGAGAGGUUCUAAAGAGAUAUCUUUACUUUCUUCAAACAUGCAGUUUCUGUUGUUAUUGCAUUCUCAUAUGAUUUCAGCUGGAAGAAGAAAGCUUGCCUGCCUUCCAUGUUGUCCUACAUGUCUUAAUGGUAUGUGUGCUUGUGGUGAGGGUCUGAAAGACAGGUCUGAAAGCAUGGCAGGGUUGGGGUCAAGUCCAUGUCAAUUCCUGAAGUAUGCUGAAAUUUAAAUUCCAAUUUUCAUCAACGAGAAUUUGGAAGUCAGUGUACUUCCUGAAUGGACGAAUUAAAUUGAAAUAGAACCCAACUCUGAAGCAGAGCCAGGCUAGUUCAGUCAAUACUGUAUUUAUUGGUGUAUUUAUUCCUCUGUGCUCAUCAGCACCUUAAUCUCGUUGCAUUGUUCUGAGGGCAAGAUAAAGUCUGUCAAUAAAAUGGAUUUUAAAAAGCA